AUGCAUCGGAGCGUGGUGCAUGGCGUGCACGACUUCAAGAUCCCAAACUUCAACGCCGUUCAGAGGAGCCAUGGCGUUAGCCAAGCAACAACAUCUGCCACUUUCAAGGUCGGUGGCCACGACUGGAGGAUACGGUUGUACCCAUCGGGGAAUGCCACGGUGGAGGGCGACGACGAGUACGUCUCCGUCUUCCUCCAGCUGGUGUCGAACCUUCCUGCAGGAACCACCUGCGUGAAGACGUCCGUCCGCUUCAUGAUCGGAGACCCCAGCGGGACGUCGUUGUUGAAGGUGUCUGGCUGUUCACACAACCAUACUAGCGAAUCUAGGUCAUGGGGUUACGAGAAGCUCAUCUCCUUAAAAGAUGCCAAAUCAAAGUACGUGGUACAUGAUGGAUCCUUAACCGUACGCUGCGAAGUCGAUCUCACUAAGGAGCCGGAGCCCUACACUAGCCGGGCUAGCGCCGUCGUCGGUGCUGGAGUCAGUGUCACAGUGCCGCCCUCCGAAAUCUCCACGCAACUCGAGCAGCUGCUGGCAAGCGAGAAUGGCUCGGACCUGAGCUUCCUAGUCGAGGAAGAAAACGAGAUCCGCGCGCACAAGCUCGUCAUCGCCGCGCGGGCACCAGCCUUGCACGAAGCGGUGGUGGCCACCAACAACAAGCAGGAGGAUGAUCACGCCGCCGAAGUGGUACGGGUCGACGACAUGAAGGCUGCGGUCUUCAAGGCCGUGCUCCAUUUUAUCUACACCGACGAGCUCCUUCCUGGAGAUGGCACCAGGUUGCUGGCUGGGGACAUGCUCACCGCGGCGUGCCGGUUUGGGCUGACCAGAAUGAAGGCCAUGUGUGAGAACUUGUUGUGCGAGUCCUUGACAAAAGAUAACGUGUUAGCCACUGCGAAGCUGGCGCGCCGUCACCAUUGCAAGGGGCUUGAGGAUUACUGCAUCGAUUUCGCCUCCACCCCGGACGUGGCCAAGGAGCUGCUGAAAACUUUCAUCAGCUCCGACGACUAG
Messenger RNA from Aegilops tauschii subsp. strangulata, 1005 nucleotides. Its product is annotated as BTB/POZ and MATH domain-containing protein 1-like. Gene Ontology annotation, molecular function: protein binding. Lineage: Eukaryota; Viridiplantae; Streptophyta; Magnoliopsida; Poales; Poaceae. The record is from RefSeq and is a predicted model, not a curated record. Gene Ontology annotation, biological process: protein ubiquitination.